Daucus carota subsp. sativus is the source of this 3463-nucleotide messenger RNA. RefSeq lists its product as uncharacterized. The record is from RefSeq and is a predicted model, not a curated record. Lineage: Eukaryota; Viridiplantae; Streptophyta; Magnoliopsida; Apiales; Apiaceae. Bases 413 to 3016 code for a protein of 867 amino acids. The transcript has 3 exons.
AAAUAAAAAGGAGGGAUGUCAUAAUUUAGCAGUCCGAUGCAUGUUCCACUCACCCCUAAAAUCUUGUCUUGUUCUCUGACAUUUCCUCUCACAAAACUAGUGUCUGACCUCCUCAUCUCCUCAUCCCUGUCUUUAAAUUAUACUCCUACUACUACUACAUGUGUGUGUGUGCCUUCUUUCUUACAAAACACAAACACACUUUCAUGUGGAGUAUAUGCAUUUCUAGGUUUCUGCACAUUCCCUAGCUCCUUUUUUACUGUCUUUCAUCUUCUUGAAGUCUGGGUAAUAAAAGGCUACUGCUUCAGUACUGAUCUCUCUACUAUACUGGGUGUUUCUCAGAUGGAAGUCAUACCCAUUUAAAUAGCUGAUGGUGCAUCAAUAAUCCAAAGGGGGUCAAGAAAAACUUUAAAUAAUGGAUAGUCCUUGCUCAUCCAGCGGGAGUAAUAGUGCCAAGUUGCAAAAAGAGUAUACAACAGAGAAACGUAACUCAUCCUAUGUCGACCUCCCUGCAGAAGUAAAGAAGGAUGCAACUAUGAAGCCAUCUUCUUCAGGGAUUCACCAAAGGCAACAGGGUAGAAGCAAGGGACUUCAGAAAGACGAGCUCGUUAAAUACAUGUCUAGAUUGCCAAACUAUCUAGAGAAAGGAGAAAAAGUUAAGGCGAAACCCUUGAAUCUUGGAGUUCUUGACUGGCACACAUUAGAAAAUUGGCAGAAUCACCAUACACAAAGACCUAGCAGCAGGUGUUCAACAUCAAGAAGCAUUACCUCCUCGAGCUUGUGGACAGAUGGAACCUCUAAUAAAUACGGAAGAGGUGAUGGCACCUGCUCUCCUAGUGGUCAGAAAGAGCACCGUCCUUUACGAUCGUACCUGAAUAUAUCUCCAAUAGAAGGUCACUCUACACAUGUUGAGUCCAGUGCCCGCAAUGCUACAGACUAUGCAGAUAGCAAUGCUAUCUCAACUUAUCCCUCUGGUAGACAGCAAAAUAUCCCAGCAGAGUCUGUUUUCCCAACAAAAUUUUCAGAACUCAAGUUGAAAGAAUGCAGGAGGGAAAAUUUAGACUCUAGUGAUAUUUCCAAGACAAGAUCAUCCAGGGACUUCAAAAAUGAUAAAGACCUGCAGUCUUCAAAAGGGAAGUUGAAAGUCCAAGGUGAUGUGUCCACAAAGGAAUCAGAAAAGUUGCAAAAUCAUUAUUGUGAUAGCAUUGAUCAUGCUUUCCCCAACACUUACAAAGAUGUAAUCCUCCCUAUGCCGAAAGAUAGCACUGAGACUGACCACUCUCGCCCUUUUAAUCUGACAAGAAAAAGUCAGGAAUUAGAAGAUUCUUCUGCUACGAGAUCAGAUGUAUUUUAUAUGGACGAGGUUUACAGUUCGGAGCUCAAUCCCAGCAUCUCAAACUCAUGCGGAAUAACUCAUGAAAUUGAUGGCAGGGACGAGCCUGAUAUGGAACAGAAGUUUUCCUGCUCACCGUCAUGUGCAAACAAAUCAGUCAGGCAAGCAACAAACAAGAUUCUAGAAGAGAAGCAAAGUUUGAUGCCUAUAAAUUUGGCUUCGACCAAGACCUCAACAGUAUUAGGUAUGAAGAGCGCUAAGUCAGAGUCUGAGGUGCGAAACCUUUCACCAAGUCGUAGGGUAAGUUUUACCUUAAACAGUAUAAAAAGAAGUUGCAAAUCCAGGAUUAGUUCAGAUAUACCUCAGUUGAGAUCAGAAAAUGUUACUGCCAGAGCUGCUUUGGAAAUAGCUGAUCCUUUUCUUUGUCCGAGCGAUGCAACAUGUAAUCAGUAUAAUGCUGCAAGGACAGAGCAUUCUAGUGCUUUGAAGAGGUUGCUAACUCCACUGCUGAAGACAAAAGUAGCCAACUUUAAAUUAGUUGAUCAGUCGCAAAAGAAAUCGACAUCAACUCCCAGGAUAUCUGCAUCUUUUGAUGAACAAGGAGAACUAUCAUCUGUGCAUCCACUGAAAGAGAAAUUAGACAUGACAAAUUUAAGGGCCGCUAAAUUGGACAGAACACGUUGUGAUAAAGUACGGGGAUCAUCAACAUUGCAAGCUUAUGUUCAAGUUUCAUCCAAAGAUGAUCUUCCUGUGUUUACGUUUGCAGUUGACAACAACAGUGAUAUUUUAGCAGCCACUCUGAGAAAGUUCUCUUCAAGAAAAAAUGAUGGCUCCUGGAUAUAUACAUUCUUUAGCAUUCAAGAUACGACGAGAAAAAGUGGAGGCUGGUUAAAUCAAGGGUCCAAAGGUAAAGAUUUCGUCCCAAAUGUAGUUGCCCAGAUGAAGGUCUCUGAUUUGGCAUUCUCGAAUAUAGGUGAACACCCCAGUGUUGACCAGUGGAGCACUAGAGAGUUUGUAUUAUAUGGAGUGGACCUAAAAUAUCAAAUAUGCGAUACGCAAGCAAAUGAUGAGCUUGCCGCCAUAGUUGUCAAGUUUCCAAGAAAUAUAGUUACCUGUUUGGAAAAUUCUACAAAAAAUGUCAGAAGCUCUUCCUAUUCAAGUGACCUUCAAGAGGAUAGAUUUUCUAUUGAAAGUCAAGAACUUUUUAGCACUACAGUGCUGCUACCUGGUGGAAAUCAUGGGCUGCCAAGUAAAGGAGAACCGUCGCCAUUGAUUGAACGAUGGCUGUCAGGUGGCCAAUGUGAUUGCGGGGGCUGGGAUCUGGGCUGUAAGGUAAAAGUUUUUGGCAACAAUAAUAACAAGAAUCAGAAACCUACUGGCCAGUUUGAACUUUUUUCUCAACCCCGGGAAGAAGCUCAACAACCUACUCCAUUCUUCACGCUGUCUUCACUCAAAAACGGUAUCUUCUCGGUGGAAUUUAGUUCGAAGCUCUCAGCUUUACAAGCAUUUUCCAUUUGUGUUGCAGUAUUUGACAGUACGAUACCAUCUGAGCUUCAACAAGCGAGCAAUGUUUUUGAGGAGAAACUACAGGAUGACUGUGGACUAAGGAUUCCUAAACUAGUUGGAGUACAUGUUCCUGCCAGAUUUGUGUCACAGCCACCUCAUUCUCCUGUUGGAAGAGUCUAAACACCUAAAUUCUACAACAAUGUAGGUUCUUCUGACCGAUCAUCAGAAUUCAUGAUCAGGUGUGCAUCUAAAUGGCGUAAGCUAUAUAACAGAAAUAAGAAUAACAUUGCUGGCUUUGCUCUCGUAAUCGGAACAAAGUAUCACAGUGAAUAUCAAUAGCUUUAGUUAUAUAGACUGUUCAAAUAAAGAAGUCAGUCUUCUGAUUAGUGGGUGCUUCACUGAGCUUGAUUCUUUUAAUGCUUAAGCUGUGAGCACUGUUAGGUAUCAACUUGAGCGUUUUGAAGAAUUAAGUAUGAGGUUGUUUAGUUGUUUAGUUGUUUAGAUCCGGUGAACACUUUUAGAACUCCGGUUAUUAUCUUCUAGAUAAAAAUUGUGCCUUAAUCUUGAUGAGCAAGGGCCAAGCAAAGAAUAGUAAUGGCCAAAUAAAUAUAUGUGUUGUUCUAAGUU